This is a messenger RNA of Drosophila busckii, 699 nucleotides long. RefSeq names its product thioredoxin-2. The record is from RefSeq and is a predicted model, not a curated record. The transcript has a single exon. NCBI's taxonomy places the organism in Eukaryota, Metazoa, Arthropoda, Insecta, Diptera, Drosophilidae. The coding region runs from base 79 to 576 and encodes 165 amino acids.
ACUGAAGCUGUCAGCUCACUCGUUUUUAAAUUUCUCUAAAUUUUAAAUUUCGAUCUUUAAAUUCAAAUUUUCGUACCCAUGGCUGCUGCCAAUAAACCCAAGAAGGUUAUAACCAUAACAUCCAAGGCGGACUUUGAAAAGGUUGUAGCCGAGGCGGGCAACAAGCAUGUGCUGGUUGAAUUCUUUGCCGCUUGGUGUGGCCCUUGCGCCAUCAUCGGCCCCAAGCUGGAGGAAUUUGCGCAGGAGUAUGAGGAUUGUCUGCUGAUUGUCAAGAUCGAUGUGGACGACAAUGAGGAUCUGGCCGAGGAGUACAAUGUCAGCAGCAUGCCCUCGUUUCUUAUUAUAAAAAACAAAAUAACGCUCGAGCAGUUUGUGGGCAGCAACAGCGAAUUGGUGCAACGUACGCUCAAGAAAUUCUGUCGAGCCGACGAGAAGAAUGCAACAGAUGCGGGCGGCUCAAAGCCAGGCAAUAAAAUUGCCAACAUGCUGAAGGUUGUGGCGCCAACGAAGCUCGCAACCACAUCCAACCAGGCGGACACAGGCAAAUCGGCAGCAGUGCCAGAUAAUAAGAAAUGAAAUGGAAUUAAAGCCGCAGCCGCAGCCUCAGCCUCAGCCUGUGAACUAGUUUGGUAACAGCAAUGAAAUUUGUUGAAUAGUUGAAAAUCAAUAAAUUUUGUAAAUAUUUUUGUUGUAAAUUAA